Molecule: messenger RNA, 1465 nt
Organism: Cornus florida
Lineage: Eukaryota; Viridiplantae; Streptophyta; Magnoliopsida; Cornales; Cornaceae
Product: early nodulin-like protein 15
Exons: 4
Coding region: 343-1044 (233 amino acids)
Source: RefSeq, a predicted model, not a curated record
AAUAAUCCCCAUCAUCAUCAUCAAUCACACAGUUACCACUUUCUAUUUGAAAUUUUUUUCCGGAACAAAAUCAUUUCACCUUUUACUGUAAACAAUGACUAAUAAACACACUCUCCAAUAUCACAAACCUCCAUCUCUGUAACCCAUUCAAAGUAUUCACAUGGAAAGCCAAACACGCCCUGACACUUUAACACUCUCUCUUUGUCUCUUCUCUAUCUCUCUCUCAAGUCUCAACACAACCUUCUCUCUCUCAUUCAAUUGCCCAGACACCAGAGAUUAAGCCUUCCUGUCAAAUCUGUUUCUCUCUCUCACACAUAAACAGAACACAUCAGUCAGCAGUUCAUGGAAGUCUCCUCCAUGCUUGUAUUCCUCUUCUCUAUUCUCUCUCUACUUUUCAAGCUUUCUCACUCUAAAACUGUAAUAACAGUGGAUGGAUAUUCAGAGUGGAGAAACCCCUCUGUUCAUGUGGGAGACUCCAUCAUUUUCAAGCACAAGGAUGACUACAACCUUUACAUUUUCCAGAACAAAAGAGCCUUUGAUCUCUGCAACUUCACUCAAGCUACACUUCUCACUAAACCCAAUUCCACUUCCUUCAAAUGGUACCCAUCUCGGCCUGGUUUCUUCUACUUCUCCUUCAACAACGGCACUCAAGAGACUUGUGAUGGACAAAAGCUUGCCAUAAAAGUGUCCAACGUGGAUCUCUCUCCAGAACUAUCUCCAAUUGCAGCUCCGCCACCAAGUUCCGGUGGCGUCGUGUCGUCUUCUCCGGCAUACCCGUGGCCGUUCCGACCUCGGCAAGCGACCUCACCAAGUCCAGCGCCGGUUUCAAUCCUUCCGGCCACAAGUCCAUCCUUGGUACCAGACAAAGGCGGUGGUAAUGGUAUGCCAUUUAUUAACAGUAAUCCAGCAGUGCCUCUGCCCACUGGUGAAGUGGACUCUGCUACAAUACGCCCUUUGCCCACCUCUGGAUAUGGAAAACAGGUGGUGGGGUUUGUUGCAGCUCAAAUGGCUGUGUGUGGUGUGCUUUUCCUGAUGCUGCUGUGAAAAGUGAAGGGGAGACACAGAAUUGCAAUCUUUGUAUGUAAAAACAUAUCUGAGUAGGCCAAAGUGUGGGUAACUCUAGUUUUGAAUCUAAAGUACCUUUAAGGGUGAUUAUUAUACCAUGUAUUAUGCCUUACCCUUGACGCUACUUCAGAAUCAUUAGCACUUCUUUGUUUACUCUUUAGUUUGCCAUGCAAUCAUACUCACCUUCCCCCUUUUUUUCUUUUUUUCUUUUUUAAGUUUUUAUUUGAUCCUUAUUUUAUUUUUAUUUUAUUUUAAGUCCAGCUAUAAAAUUUGAGAUCCAUGUUUUAAUAAUGGGGGCUAUAGAUCUAUCUAUCAGUUCUAAGAACAUUUUUAAUGACUUCUCAAAUGACCUUUCAAACUCAAAAUAUAAUAGGUGGAUGAAAAUAAGGCACUCUCAUAG